Entamoeba dispar SAW760 is the source of this 864-nucleotide messenger RNA. RefSeq lists its product as uncharacterized. The transcript has a single exon. The record is from RefSeq and is a predicted model, not a curated record. Bases 1 to 864 code for a protein of 287 amino acids. Lineage: Eukaryota; Evosea; Mastigamoebida; Endamoebidae.
AUGGGAAGAAGUACAUCUUCAAGUAGCUCAAGUAGUGAGUCAUCUUCUUCUAGUUCAUCAGCUUCUUCUUCUUACUCAGAAGAACGACAUUCUCGUGAUAAAAAAGAAAAGAAAAAAUCUGAAAAGAAGCCAAAAAAGGAAGGGGCACGUGAAUUAAAAAGAAGAAAAAAAGAAGAAAUUGCAACAUUAAGUAAAGAAAUUUAUACUAUGUUUGUUAAAAGAAGUCUUUUGGCUUCUGGUUUGUCUGAAGAAGAAGCAGAAAAAAAAGUUGAUAAAAGAUGGAAAAAAGCAGGUCAUGAAGUUAAAGUUGUUUAUGAACAAUUAGCAUAUAUUGAAUCUGUAUUAAUUGGAAAUGCGGCUGUAAUGAAAAAGAAACGUAAGGCAGAUACCUCAAGAAGAAAAGAAGAUUGGCAUCCUUAUCUUUUGUUUUGUAAAGUUAAAAGAGACAGUGUUGUUAAUGAUGGUAUUAGUGGAAGUGCUGUAAUGAAAAGGUUAUCAGUGAUGUGGAAAAAUCUCAGUGAGAAAGAACGAGAAAAAUAUAGUGCUUUGGCAAAAGAAAAUAAAAAAAAAGACUUAGAAAAAGAAGCAAACGAAGAAAAAGCUCUUGCUGCUUUACCUUCAAGAAUUAUUACUAAUGACCUUAACACUCCUUCUCCUCAACAAAGUCUUACUAUUCCAGUAGUAUCUGCUUUACCGCUCCCAAUGAAUAUUGUUACUGAAAUUAAUUUAAAUGAUGAAAUAAAUCUUUCUAUUCCAUCUAGAUUACCUCCUACAACAAUACAACCCCCUUUACAACCUUCUCUUCAACCCUCUAUUCCUCGAACUAUCGCACCACCUGCACCUUCUAGUUCAAUGUCACAAUGA